GCUGGUGUCCUUUCAGGUCUUUAAUAGCGUGGUUGACGCGUUGAUGAAUGAUCAGCAGGAGCAACCUGGAGCCGUCUUGUCAACCGUGACUAUCCAGGUUGCGGGAAGUUGUAUAUCAUGAUCCUUAUUCCGGGCCCCAAGACUUGCCGUCCCUAAGGCUACAAUAACCGACACUCGCACAUAUAAUACGCUCCUCAUUUUCCACCAAGACACAGCUUAGCUUUAACUUGCAGGAUGAUGUUCUCGAGGAUGCUACUCUCAUUCUCUGGUCCUCUCGCAUAUGCUGCCAUUGCAGUCGCAUGGUCGACGUUCGCUGUCCCACACACCAAAGAUGGAGAUGACACGCUUGCUCUGAUGGCAGCAAUUUCUGACUACACAUCUGACGCGUCAAUUGUGUUCGAGGCUGACACAACCUACAACAUAUGGUCCCCAAUCACGUUUCCGCAUUUCACAAAUGUCGAGGUGGUGAUUAGCGGGAAUUUAACAUAUCCGACGAGCAUCAAAACUGUGCAAGGGCAUGUUGCUACCGCUAAUUACGCUGGUGCAUGGUUCUCGUUCACUGGAGGACAUAACGUCACGCUCCGCGGUAAUACUGAUCCUGACUGGGGUUGGGUUGAUGGACAUGGCCAACAGUGGUGGGAUAUCAUGCAACAGACCGACCGACCUUCCGGUUGGCUGUUUAAAAACGUCACAAAUGGGAUCAUCAGAGAUAUGAAGAUAUACAAGCCUAUCGCAUGGAAUUUUGGCACUAUAGGAUCAAGCAAUAUGCACAUCUUCAACAAUAUCAUCUUGGCUAAUUCUGAAAGUGCCUCGUUUCCAUUCAAUACUGAUGGAUUUUCAGCUGGAGGCAGCAAUUUUCUUUUCGAAAACAACCAUGUCGUCAAUGGAGAUGAUUGUUUGGCUGUUGGUAGCGGCGCCAAGAACGUCACUUGGAGAGAUGGCUACUGCGAGGGAUCGCACGGUCUGUCAGUCGGUUCACUUGGCGCGGGUGGCCAAGUGGCAUCCGUAGAGAAUAACCGCACUCUUUAUGCAGCUCGUUUCAAGAGCUGGACUGGCGGAAAUGGUGCUGCCGUUAAUAUAACAUGGAAAAAUAUCACAUUUAUCGAUGUGAUGCUCCCUAUUUUCGUGACCCAAAACUACCAGGAGCAAAGCGGCGGCCCUUAUCCGAGCUCCUCGUCCGUCAACGAGACUCGCAUUGAAAACUUCCUAUUCGAUAACUUUGUCGGCGUUAUCAACGAUACGCCCGGAUACGUGGAAGGCUCAUGUAUUACCGAACCUUGCUGGUACCACGUAUCUGGUGCAACAGGCAAGGAAGGCGUCAUUUUUGACUUGUACCCCAAGACCGCGACCAACAUUGUCGUGAAGAACCUUGUUGCGCACACACUUAGUGGUGCCCCUGUUGCUGCGAUGUGCAAUUCCUCCACGAUCUCGAGUGAUGUUGGAUUUGUGUGCUCGGAUGGACCAUAUGUUCCCACACAGGCUGGCUUGUAA
Messenger RNA from Suillus discolor, 1491 nucleotides. Its product is annotated as pectin lyase-like protein. The coding region runs from base 235 to 1491 and encodes 418 amino acids. The record is from RefSeq and is a predicted model, not a curated record. The transcript is spliced from 16 exons. Gene Ontology annotation, biological process: carbohydrate metabolic process. Gene Ontology annotation, molecular function: polygalacturonase activity. NCBI's taxonomy places the organism in Eukaryota, Fungi, Basidiomycota, Agaricomycetes, Boletales, Suillaceae.